Molecule: messenger RNA, 1009 nt
Organism: Echinops telfairi (small Madagascar hedgehog)
Lineage: Eukaryota; Metazoa; Chordata; Mammalia; Afrosoricida; Tenrecidae
Gene: SLAMF7
Product: SLAM family member 7
Exons: 7
Coding region: 1-966 (321 amino acids)
Biological process (GO): T cell activation
Cellular component (GO): external side of plasma membrane
Source: RefSeq, a predicted model, not a curated record
AUGAAGUAUUAUUACGGGUCAGCAGCUUCUGAAGGCCAGAAGGAACUGAUUGGUGCCAUUGGUGGGUCUGUGACUUUCCCUCUAAACCUCUCAGUAGUAAAUGUUGGCAGCAUUGUCUGGAUCUUCAACUCAACUCUCGUGACCUUCCAGCCACCAAAGCCAGAAAAGCCACCCAUGAUUAUAGUGACCCAAAGUCAUAAAGAGGAAAGAGUGAGCUUCCGAAAUGGAGAGUGCUCCCUGACACUCAGCAAGCUGCAGAAGAGUGACUCCGGUACCUACCGUGUGGAAGUACACAGCACAGUGAAACGGUUCUUCACUCAGGAGUAUGUGCUGCGUGUUUAUGAACACCUUUCAAAGCCCAAAGUGACCAUGGGUCUGGAGAACACAAAGAAUGGGACCUGCACGGUCAAUCUCACAUGCUCCCUGGAACAGCAAGGCGAGGAUGUGACUUACAGCUGGAAGUCCUUGGGGAAGGCAGCCAAUGAGUCCCAUGUUGGCGCCAUCUUCCCCCUUUCCUGGAGACUGGGGGAAAGGAACAUGACCUUCAUCUGCGAAGCCACGAACCCUGUCAGCAGUAACAUCUCACACCCUGUCUCGUCCUGGAAGCUUUGUGAAGGUGCUGCCGAGGGCUCCGGUGUCCCCACGACUCUCCUGUACUACCUGUUGAUGUUCGUGCUCUGUAUACUGAUUCUAGGACUCCUUUUAAUGAUACAGAGAAUGAGAAGAAAAGUGAUUGCUGAAAAAAUAAAGGGAAUCGAAAUACAUCAAGACAUUCCCACCAUCUGCUCCCAUUUGGAAGAUGCGCUGUAUGACAAGAUCACUUACCCCAGUAAAGCUACCCCAGAGGAAGAUCUAAUACAUACACUUUAUUCCGUUGUGCACAUUCCAAAAAAGGUGGACAACCCCCCCUCACCACCCAUGACUGCAGACACACCAGGGCUGUUUGCCUAUGAGAAUAUCAUCUAACUCUUCUCACAUCUCAUCCCAAAGCAAGCUAGCAAGCAAAAGA